Owenia fusiformis is the source of this 9063-nucleotide messenger RNA. The record is from the annotation of a GenBank genome assembly. Lineage: Eukaryota; Metazoa; Annelida; Polychaeta; Sabellida; Oweniidae.
AAUCUCCAAGCAGAUAUCGAAAGCUAAUGCUUGGAUUGGAUUACUGUGCAUCCAAAUAUACGGUUUACCUUUAACCUUUUCCAAAAAAGGUAAAUGGUGUCAAUAAGAACGAGUGACGUAGUAUGAUAUGAAUGGGAUGUUCGUGUAGAUCGUCUGCUGCUGCUGCUUUCACCUGCCUAGCCUUGGCCUCGUAGUCCCGUCCAUAUCACCUAGCUGCCACAGAAAAACAACAUGCAUUUGGCUAUUAAAAGAGUAAAAGACUACCAGAGAUAAGGAAUUAUGAUGUGUUCUUAAGGAAAAUGAGCUCAAAGGCAAAGGAAGCUCCUAAGAAGGAAUGCCCAGGAUUCGAAUCACAAACAUGGAGGCGAUCUAUGUGUAAACAUUGUUUCCGGACAAAAUCACAACACAAUAGUAGUGAGGGGUCUCAUUCUCCCAGUAGUAGUCGUAGCACCGACCAGAAGCUUGUCGAAAAGGUCAAAAAUGGAGAUAAAAAUGUUGAUGAUAGUAGUAAAAAUAGUUCUUUGAACAGCAGGCAGGAUAAAACAGCAAUUGAUACAGGCACUAAUGACGUGAAUACGAAACGAGAUAGCAAUGGCGCGGGAGGGGGCGUCGGCAGUGGUGGUGCGAGGAACAAGGCUAGGGGAACAGGUACACGAACGGCAAAUGGUAGUCCGGGUCAAAGUCCAAGCCGUCGUGCACUUGGGUCUAUGAGACCAACAUCGCCGGCUUCAAAUAAAGUUGGCCGGAGGAGAGACGAUAUUUCGGACACUUCGGGAGAUGAUAAGCGAUCUAAUAAAUCCUCGGCUCAAAUGACAAGCGCACCUGGCAAUGUUAAAUCAUCAGUAUUAUAUUCCUCGCAGGGAAAGUCUGAGCAACAAGAUGGAGUUAGUAAAAAGGUAAGACGGGAAAACAGUAUGGAACGCCGGGCAGCUAGAAAAGCUGAGACAAUGUCUCCAAGGACCCAAUUAAAACUAGGUUCCGAGACGCCUUCAGCGGGGAAUAAUGGCGCUAAAGCACUCAGUAAAGAUGAUAAGCAAAGUAGUAAAAAUGAUAAAGGAUCAAAGAAAAGUGUUCGGGAUCUUGAACGGGAACUUUCGCAGGUUGAGGACAAAUAUGCCUCGCUCGAGCAGGACUACAUGGACCUCGACGAUGACCUUAUGGCUAAGGAAGAACGAUUUGAAGAGAUAAAUCUUCGAAAUGAAAAAGCUAUUAGUGAUUUGCAGGAUCAACUCAGAACGCUAGACCGUGAAAACUGUACGCUCAGGGACAAAAUUAUGGAAUCAAGCCUUCCAGAGAGUGAAAGGACAAAAUCAGGAGACUCCCAGGAAGAAGACAAAAAUGCUGUCAUUCAAGAGCUUGAAGAUAACAUGGAUGAGUUGCAAAAGAUCUGCGAUGAAUUACGGGAAGAGAAUCAAUGUAUCAAGGAGGAAAUGUUUGAAAUGCAGCAAGAAAUGGAAGAGAUGCAGGAUCAGUUUAGAGAGGAAGAAACUCUUGAAUUUAGGGAACUCCAAAAAGAACUUGAGAUGACAUCGAAAAACGUUAGAAUUCUGCAGUUCAAGCUUCGAAAGGCUGAACGCCUGAGGGAACAGACGGAGGUUGACAAGAUGGCAUAUGAGGAUAAGUUGAGACAGCUACAGUCGACUGGGGCGAGUGCGACUAGCGACAAUGAACAUAUUGCAGAGCUCGAAGAAGAACUGAAGAUGGCACAGGAAGUAUCGGUUAGAUUACAUGAUGAAUUGGAGAUGGUGGAAGAAAGAAGAUGUAAGGUUGAAGAAGACAAUGAGAUCAUACAGCAACAGUUGCGGGCGUCAGAGAACAGAUGCGUGCUGUUCGAGAGUGAAGUAGAUAUGCUCAGAUCUGAGCUGAUCAAAUUGCGUUCGGAAGCCUUUACGUCUAUGGAAAGACCAACCCCAGAUGGCGCCAGUAGUCCGUCUUCUCCCGCCCAAACUUCACAGCAGACGACAUUUUCUGAUAAAAAGUCUUUGAGUACUAGUAACAUCUCUAACAUUGACAGGUUCAAAUUACAGCAUCCAUUGCGGUUAACCAGGACGGGUAGUGCACAGUCGUCAUAUGAGUAUGACGCCCAGCAGCUGAUGAGGGACCUCUCUGACAGUAUGGAGCGCGAACAAGAUGUGAAAGAACAGUUAAAAUAUGCAGAGGAAGAGACUAAGAUCAUGCGGAGAAAGCUAAGUGACCUGGAAGAGGAGAACGAAGGCCUGUCGCUACAACUAAAAAAGGUAGCAGUUGCAAGGUCAACCAGAUUCCGUGAGACUGGCGGGAAGAAAUCUUCAUUAGGCCUAGAUGAAGAUCCAGAGGUUCUGACUGAGAAGGAGCUUGAGUUUAAGCUACAAAUGGAACUAGCUGAACAAGAAGCUAGUAUGCUCAGAAGGAAAAUAAGCGAUAUGCAACUAGAGUGUGACAAUCUGCAAUCUGAAGUUAAGUUCCUACAGCAACGUUUAAAGAGUACCUCAAGCGAUUCCAUGUCUUCACCAUUCCCCGAUAGCUACUACGAUGGAAAGAUCCGCCUGUUAACAGAGGAGGUGGACAGUCUCAGAUGGAAGAUCAUUGAGAAAAAUCGAGAAAUCGAACGCCUUUCAGAGGUGGCCAGAUCUCAUAUGCAAGCAAAAUCCAAUCGACCGAAGUUACAAAAAAGUCAUUCCUUAGACUCUGAGCAACAAUUAGAUAUGCAAAGACAGAUUGACUCUUACCAAAAGGAAGAGUUGAAAUUACGUAGUUUGUUAGCCCAGUUAGAAUCCGAAAACGAGAGGUUAAUAUCUAGGAAUAGAAAACUAGAGCAAGUUUCUUCCAGACAAGUAGGGUCUGGUACUUCCAUUGAAGCAAUGCAAUCUGAUGAUGAUGCUGUUCUGACAAUGGAGCUUAAACAGCGUCUGAGAUCAUUGCAGGAUGAGAACACACGUCUCAAAGAACGAUGCAAAGACCUCAGUGAUCGCUCACAAACUGUUACAAUGGAGUGUUCCAAAGCUCAGGGUAGCCUGUCAGAUUCCAUAGUUCAAUCUAAAGACUUACAAGAACAACUGCGUCUUCAUGAACACGAUACAUCAAUAUUGAGAAAAAAGGUGGCGGACUUAGAGUCAGAAAAUUCUAAACUUUCCAGGGAACUGCUCAACUAUAAAUCCAAACGGAAAGUGGAUUCCAAAAAGUCUAAAAUUCAGUUUGACAAAUUGGGAGUUCGUGAGCUCAGGGAAAAAGCUAAAGAAAUGGAGGAAGAGAUUUCUGACCUCUUUAUCAUCGUUAAGAGUAGAGAAGAGGACAAUGUCGACCUAGAGGACCAAGUGAGACACUUUCGAGAUGAGUUAGAACUAAUGAAGGAUGGCUUUAGAAAACGGGAGAAGGAGCUCCUUGAAGAACUAGACCAGUUAGACAGCAAACAAAGUGUCACUGCGAACAUGUUGGAACUUGUAAAUGAUAGAUUUGAUGUUGCACAGAGGGAGCUUGAACGGCUGACAGCCGAGAAGACGAACACAGUGACAUCUAUGACGUUUACCCGCUCCUCUCCACCAGGUGGUGUGAGCAGUGUCAGUGAUGAUGUCUUCAGUAGUGAAACGACAGGCGAUCCAGCAACUGUCCUACGGGAAUGGGAGGAACACUUCAUGAAGAGAAUAACAUCAUUAGAACGUCUACUAGCCGAAGAGAGACAACGGAGCAGAGCCGCUGAGAAACGUAUGGAACUGAGGGACAGUCCAAGGUCUGACAUACGUGAUGAUAUCAGUCUUCUCUAUAGGGAGAAGGAGCUUCUUUCUGAUGAGGUGCUUCUAUGCCACACAAGGCUUGAUGAAGUGAAUGAGCAGAACCAAAGCUUACAACAUGAACUGUCCAAACAGGUUGGGGACCAAGACUCACUUAAACAGGAGCUGGAAAGUGUAAAGAAUGAUCUGGACAAUGAGAGGAGUAAGAGUAAAGAGAAAGCAGAGAGCACUCUAGCUGGAAGUCAGGCUUGGCAGAGAGAGAAACAAGAGCUGAACCAGAAGCUGGAAGACUACAAAGCCAAUGUAGAGGCCCUCAAUGCUCAGCUUCAGAAGGCUCAGCACAAAUGGAAGAGUGGAUAUGAACGAACCCAAGCUGAAACAAGGACCAAGGAACUACUUGAAAAGGAAUCAAGACAACUAAAAGAAGAUUGCUCCAAACACAAACAUGAAGUAGAGGACUUGAAAUUGAAACUCAAAGAGGAGAAAGACACUUGGGCUAGUAAGGAGAAACAAUGGAAAGAUGAAAAAUCAAGACUGAGCGAAAAUCAGCAAUCAUACAAAACCAAAAUAGAACAACUAGAAUUAAGUAUUAAAAGCAAGGAUACAAUGGUCAAAGAGAAAGAAGAAUUGUUGCGAAAGAACUUAGAUAUUUUAAAAGAAAAGGACAGUAUUGUUGAUGAGAAAAAUAAAAUCAUUAAAGAAAAUGAACAUUUAUUGAAACAAAGAGAAAAUGAAACCAGACGCAGUGCAGAUCAACUAAAAGAAAAAGACUCCAUGUUAAAACUAAAAACUGAUGAAAUGAAAACUCUGAAGGAUACCAUUAGAUCUCGUGAUGACAAACUUCGAGAAAAGGAAGAUCACAAUACUAAAAUUAUGGAAAAAUUAAGAAAAGAAGAAAGCAAAGUAAUUAUUAUGGACAAUACUCUUAAAGAGACAAUUGAGAGACUCAAUCACAAGGAAAAUGAUAUUAGGACACUACAAGAUCACAUUGAAGUGAAAAACCAAGAAUUGAAGAGUAUGCAUGAACGGUUUUCAGCAUAUGAAAAAACAAAUAAAGACAGCUCUCAAAAACUUCAAAAGGAAAUAGAACUAUUAAAAUCUGACAAAGUAAGAUUAGAAAGCAAUGUUCAACAGCUUCAAGAGCAACGAGAGACUGCACGAUCAGAACUAGCUAGUGUCAAUGAGAGUCUUAAGGCAAAGGAAAAGAAAUUUGAAAGGGAAAAGUCUAACAAGGAUAACAUGAUCAAACAACUGGAAGAAAAGGUUCGCUCAACUGAACUUUACACUAAAUUUCGCCAAAGUCAAGCUAUUGAAACACUCAGUAAGGAAAAGCGAGACCUAAUGGAUGAAAAACACAAGCUGGAAGAGGAUCUGAGGAAACUUGGUGAUGAGAUGAAAGAAAGCAACAAGAACUGGAAUAAUGAGAGAAAUGAGUUGAAGAAAGUAAUUGAAGACAAGACCAAACUUGUAGAAGAUAAUAUGUCCAUCAUUAAGAUGCUUCAGAAGGAUAUUGAAAAGCUCAAGAGCUCGAUAUCCAAAAACAAUGAUGCCUUGGCUGCAGCAAGUAAGGGCUCUGAUGUCACAAAGGAGCAAAUGAGGCUAGCAGAACAACGCUGGCAUAAGGAAAAGAAGGAUCUGCUUGAUAGAGUCAUUAGAGAAGAGAAACUGUUGAAGGCAGAAACUAAAGCGAUCCAACUUAAAUAUGCAUCAAAGAUGAGAACUCUGGAACAAGAAAUUGAGAUUUUGGAAGGUGAGACAACGAGUCUGAGGAAGCAGAAUGACACACAAAGAGACCAGUUAAGAACAGCACAGAGGAAUUUUGAUGAAAUUAAAACCAAGCAUGAUACACAAACAGACAACUGGGAGAGAGAGCACCGUAGAGUUAUUUCAGCUACUAAAGAGAUGGAAGAGAAGAAGAGGAGUGUGAAAGAGCUUGAGAAGAAGAUUCAGGAACUACAGGAACUUGUGUCCAGGGAGGAAAGACAGAGGAAAGAAGUGGAUAAUAAGCUAACAACAGAGAAGACAGCAUGGGAAAUACAGAGGGUCAAUAUGCAGGAUAAAAUAGAUCAAUUGGAGGAACAACUAAAGAACCAGAAAGGAACUGUUCCAAAGCGUGUUAGAUUCGAAAGUCGAGAGGAGAAAGAGCACACUGAAAUAAAGAAACUACUUGAUAAGUCCCACAGCCAUGCUGUAGACCUGGAGAAACAGCUUCAGAAAAGUGAGAGGUCUAGGGAGUUGGACAAAAGAGAAAUUUUGGGCAAGUUAGAAUCAAAGGAACGACAGUGGGAGAAUGAGAGGAAGAAAAUGAUGGAUAAAAAUGCUGAGGUUGAAGAGAAAGUCAGACAAAUCACGAGUCUACAGAAGAAACUUGAGUCUGCCCAGAAUAACGUUAAAUCUGAGCGUAUGGAGUGGGAAAGAGAGAGGAAAGAACUGAGACAAAGUAUAGAUAACAGCAAGAAGGUCCAGCAGUCUGACAAAAGAAAGAUAGAUGAUCUUAUCCUAGAGUUGCAAAAGCUGAAGACUAUAACUCCUGUAAUUGAAGAAAUGACUAAAUCUGAGCACUACUCCACCUCCCAAGCCUCCCCCAGCAAGUCCAGGCCUGGUCUGUCUCUCUAUAUACCCCCCAGGGACAGAAACAACAGGGAAGAAAUGGAACUGGCAAAAACUCUUGAUGACCGCUUGGCAUCCAGAGUUGGUCAGGCCCUGAAUCAAAUAGAGAGAGUCACAGAUGACCUAAGUGAUUACAAACAGAAACUAGAAAAUGGUGAACCAUUACCACUACGAAGGACUUUAUCAUCAUCUGAGCUGGACAUGAGCAACCAAGCGCUAUAUCAGCAGACCCCACCCACAGAUAUAAGCACAUUAAUCUCUGACACAGAGAGAACGUCAUUCGAGGUGGAAGAAAUCCCAUCAUCAUAUGGCUUAACAUCUUCUAGACCAAUCCGCAGUCGACCAACUUCCCGCUAUGGCGCUUAUACAUCUGGUACCCAGAGUGCAACAGGAUCACGGACUGGGUCACCUGACAGGAAAAGGGGUCCAUUGUCCCCUGUUAAGAAAGUGACAAACUAUCCUGACCCACCAAGAGGAUUCCUCAUCCGCCCCAGUGGCUCUAGGUCAGGGUCAGUCCCUAGUACCCCAACACGUUAUGAAGAAAUUAAGGAUCGUUAUCAAGCUGAUGUUCUUACAUCAGAGAAUGUGUCACAUUUGUAUGAUAAACUUAAACAUGAACAAAUUCAGUACUUUACUAAGGAUAGACCAAUGCUUCAGAAAAGUGCCUCUCUUGAUGAGAGAGGUGAUGAGAGCCCAGUGAUUCCUGGGAGCACUAUAAUGGACCAUUCGCCCACCCCAUCUGGUGGAUCUGAUACUUCCAAACCCAGAGUACAAAAACGUUAUGGCAGAAGUAAAACUGAUACUCUUACUGUUGAACAUUCUGAUCAUCAGAAAUCAUCACCGAGAUCUCAAAGACAGGUUUUCUAUGAUGAUUAUAAUAAGAGUGAUUGGUUUAUGUCUUUGCCUGAUAGGCGUGGUUCCAAAUCAAAACGUGAACGGACUAGUGUUAAGGACAUUGACUAUAUGAAGCCAGAUGACUCUGACAGACAAUCAGAGGACAGUGCUAAAGGUGCUAUGGGCCAAUCCACUUCGGAAACAUCAAUUAAAUCUUCCAAGGAUGAGAAAGAAUCCAAAUCAUCAGUAUUCGGUUUGUCAGUGAGAGCAAGACGUAAACUAUUUCAGAAGUCUUCCAGUCUUGAGAAUUCCAAUACAGAAAAGUCCAUAGGGCAAGCAGGACUUAGUCUUGUAGCUCCAGCUGCUCCCUCCACUUCGCAAGAGCCAACACCAGUAGUGCCAUCAGAACCUGAACCAAAGACCAAAAAGAAGCCUUACCGAAGAUCUUUCAGUUUGGACAUUGCUAAGCUAAUCCCUGGGAGGAGAAAUCGGUCUCGAUCCCGAGAUCGAUCAAAAGAUCGGGGAUCUAAACCUGACUUAUCACGAGAAGCAAAGCCCUCUCCGAAACCUUCCCCCACAACCCCAUCUCAGACCCUUUUGUCUCCAUCUUCAUCAUCAACAACCCCCUCGGUGACACGUGAAUCUAGUGAGAGUAGUAUCUCCUCACGUCUCUCAAGGGCUACUUCAGCGACAAGUCCAAGAGAUGGGGAGUUCGAAUCGCGAAUGAGAGGUCUCCAAAUUCCGACAAUGGUCACGCCAUCUAUGCAGCAACAUAGCCCUACAACUAGGAGAUCACCCCAAAGAUGGCGACAUCCAUCAAUGGAGAAGUCUACUCCAAUAGUUACCCCUACGUCACUAAGACGGUCAUAUGCUGACCCUCUCCGACGAUCAUUCGAUGAUCGACUAUAUCCUGUAGCACGAGAGAGGAAGUUCAGCGAGACACCUGUUUAAAUAUUACAAACUGGUGUAAAAACCCGACUUGAGAUUUUAAUAAUUCGGUGAGCUAGUCAGCCUAGUCAGGUGACCAAUGCACUAUUCUUUCGGUAGGCAAGUCAGCCAUUACAAUAUUUGACAAUGUGAUAAGCAAAUUUUGAUAUUUGAGUUCAGUAAGGGAUGCUGGAGUCUAGGAAUGCAAGUAGCUACUAUUCAGCUUUGUUUGAUGUUACUAGAUGUUAGCAUUACUUUAUAGUGGACUCUACCCUUUUGCCCCAGUCUUCCUAGUUUAUACAGAUGUAUUGAGUGGGAGGGGUUUUGUCAUACUCCUUCAGGAGUGACUUAAACAUUUUAAAGGUAGAAUAUGUAAUUCUAAGACAAGAAAAAUGAUAACAAGCUACAUUUUGAAUUCACCAACUGGUUGGUUUUCUACCAACCCAAACAGAUUUAUGUAUAUGUAUAAUAUGUCACAAUAAGAUAUAUAAUUUAAGCUGUAUUAGCAAGGUACAACAUUGCACUUUGAUAUAAACAUGAAGAUUGGUGUUGUUGAAUUACAAAUAUGGCUUGAAUACAUUUACAAAAAAAAGUCAAAUGAAAUAGGUAUGAACUUCAUGUAACUUUCUUGAAAACUUCAAGAAAAGAGACAUGACUUGAAUAUGACCCCAUGUUUGGGACAGAUGCCCCCCUUCGAUUUCUGAUUCUACCUUUAAUUUCCAUUUUAUUUAUAGGCUCUCAAGAUUGGAAGAUCGUCCAGUCAUUUGUUGUGAUUUUUAAACAUACCAAGUCAAGGUGAUAUUGAGUUACCCUUAACAACAUUGAAAUAUCUUAUUUCCAUUUGCAUCUUGAACUCACUAAAAGGGUAAAAGCAUAACAUAAUCUAUCCUUUGUAAUACAGUAAAACCUGUGUAAGUGGAACACCAUUGGUACCUCUAGUGUUCCACUUGGGAGGUGUUCUACUUACAGAGGUUCAUUUAACAUU